Naegleria gruberi is the source of this 618-nucleotide messenger RNA. RefSeq lists its product as uncharacterized. The transcript is spliced from 2 exons. The record is from RefSeq and is a predicted model, not a curated record. Gene Ontology annotation, molecular function: guanyl-nucleotide exchange factor activity. Bases 1 to 618 code for a protein of 205 amino acids. NCBI's taxonomy places the organism in Eukaryota, Heterolobosea, Eutetramitea, Acrasida, Naegleriidae.
AUGUCAGAAAUUGUCCAAACUUUGAUUCAAGCCGAAAAGUCCUACAUUGAUCAACUCAAUACUUUGAUACAGAAAUAUUUAUUACCACUCGCUGAUGAGGAAUCUUCACCUCUUGUUCAUUCCGUUUGUCAUCAAUCCGAAGAACAUCAUCAAGAAGAAAAUUAUCUUCAUAAUAUUUCUAGUAGUUUAAAUAUUAUUACAAAAUUACAUCAUUUCACCUUGACAAGAUUGGAAGAUUUUUCCAAUAAGAAUAAUUAUGCAGGAUUUGGAUCGUUAUUUUCAACUGUUUCAUCACAAUUGUUGGCUCCUUAUAAACAAUAUUAUAGUUCAGUUCCUAAAAUUCUUUCCUAUUUGGAAAGAGAAAAACAAACAAAUGAUGCUUAUAAAAAGUGGUUGACUGAGAAUGAUGAAAGUAAAUUGGUUGAUUUACUUGUCAAGUCACCUCAAGAUCAUUUGAAUUUCUAUGUAACACAAUUGAAUAAUUAUGGAUCUAGUAGUGAUGAUGAAAAACAAAAUAUCACAACAAGUUUGGACUAUUUGACCAAAACUAUUGAAUCAAUUGCUCAAGCUCAACAUGCCAAGCAUCAACCUAUUCGUCGUCUCUCUGAAAAACAUUAA